AUGAGCCCGGUGGAUAAGACACCCGUCCCAUUGUGGGCGAGGAGUGUGGUGAGCGAUCUUAAGUCUGAUGCUGAAACGUUCACCAGUUGGGACAAAUGCAUGUCGAAAGCUUAUUGCAAGUGGCCGGUUAUCGUUGCUAUUAUUAUCGCCGCACUGAUUCUCCUCUCGGUCGUUGCAUGCGUGAUCAAUUGCCUAUGCUGUGGGGUGCAAUGUUGCAAAUGCUGUUGUGGAUGUUGUUCGUCAUGCUGUCCGGCUCCCCGGAGAAGAAGGAACAAGACGAAGCAUUUGGACGAGCAGUAUGAUCAGCCGCCUCCAAUGCCUGCCAUGCCAACGGUCCCGGCCAUCAACAAUGCCUACCAAUCACCCUACCAGCCACAGGCACCGCCUGUGUACCGGGGAGCCGAGGUAGCACGGUUUGAUACACCGUCAAGUCCUGCUGGCGCGAAGUUUGACGAGGACGCAUUGCCCGCCAUGCCCACGUGGGACAACGCAGUAACGAAGCGGGUCGAAGAUGGGGCUCAUGGAGAAGCUAUGGAGAUGAAACCUCUUAACAACCCCAUCCAGGAGCCUCGUCGCAUGCCAUCUGCCGCCAGGUCCCUCGGGGGUGGCUAUAUGGGCCCUACGCCGUUAAGAACCGGGACGCCUGCUAACUAUCAUGCUGAACCUCGAGGGUAUGAUGGAUACGACGGACAUGAUGGACAGGACACAUAUGGCUACCACGCGCCCGGCCCAAGGUCUCCGCCACCCAUCUCGCCGUAUGAGCACCAGCCGUAUAGCGAAUACCCUCAUGAAGACCGCUUCCACUCCAUGUCGCCGGCCCCUACCUACACCUCGCAACCACCUUAUAUGCAUAUGGACCCGGCGCAACCGCAUCAUUCGCCUAUGGACGGGGCCCAACCGUAUCAUAUGCCCAUGGACAGCGUGCAGCCGCCCUAUGUGCCAAUGAAUACCUCGCAGCCCCAGUAUAUGCCGAUGAACAAUAUGCAGCCCCAUCAUAUGGCACCGGAACCCACAUACGGGCAGCCAAUGCCGAUUAACAGGACAUAUUCCCCUGCCCCAACACUUCACUCGGCUAUGAAUGCUCCUCGUCCAAUCCCGUAUCGCCAGCCCUCUCCCGGCUUCAACCAGGCACCGCCUUAUCGAGGAAUGUCUCCGGCUACUCCUGUGUCGCCACCACCUCCAUUCACUACGACCCCUGCGCCUUAUGAAGCCAAUGAACCGGGCAGGCCCCCGAGUCUUUUGCAGAGUGGGCGCAGGCCUACCCCCAACUCGUACAGGGAUCUUUAG
This is a messenger RNA of Aspergillus ibericus CBS 121593, 1287 nucleotides long. RefSeq lists its product as uncharacterized. Lineage: Eukaryota; Fungi; Ascomycota; Eurotiomycetes; Eurotiales; Aspergillaceae. Gene Ontology annotation, cellular component: plasma membrane; cellular bud neck. The coding region runs from base 1 to 1287 and encodes 428 amino acids. The transcript is spliced from 2 exons. The record is from RefSeq and is a predicted model, not a curated record.